CAAAUCAUUAUCGAAUCAUUCACGGCUACAACUUAACAGUGCCACGUUACGCCUCAGUGUAUAAAAUCCUCACUCCCUCUCUCUGUUUUGGCAUCAAAGGGAAUGUCUUCGCACGAUGGUUCUGGAGUAGAAGAAAUACAGCAAGCGUCCCAUCCUGCGUUACCCUCUUCGGUUUACCCAGGACACUUUCACUUAUCAGUCUUCCCCAAUAUUUUGAACACGUGCAGUAUGCUGGCCACAGUUUUUCUGCAAGGCAGUUAAUGGAAUAGAAAUAUGAGAAGGAAAUCAAAGGCGAAACGAGUCCUUGACUACGAAAGUGAAGAAGAUGAAGACGGGGCUCAAAAAGUAGAUCAUGGGGCGCAGAAAAGAAGAAAACAGAUGUAUCUUGAUAAAGAGACAGUCGAAGAAAAUUCUUUAUCCUCAGUCGGCUUCCAGAAGUGGAUACGGGCUUUUGAGCUGGGCAGUCCUAACUUGUAUCACAUGAGGGACAGCAAUUCCAAUACAGAGGAGUCUGAGUUUCUGCAGUCAUACUCAAAGAUGAAACUAAUUCCUAUGGUGAUUUGCAUGCAAAGAGAGAUGGAAAGCUUGAAAGACCAAAUUCAGUGUCUUACAGCUUGUGGAGAGCUGUCCAGAAACCUCAAAGCCCUGAUAGAAAAGACCCAGAGGUGGUCGAAUGAGGACAGCAAGACAUCUGUCCAAGCAUCACGUCCUAGCCUAACUGUAGGACUUGUCAGUGGAGAUGCCAUGACCCCAGAUUUACUGGCCUGCCCAACUGGGAUGAAUGGGCAGUGGGAGAAACAGGGGGCCUUACCCCAGAAACUACACAGGCACCAUAGGGAUGGACUCUUCACCAAGUUCAUUACCCCAGAGUUGUUGGAACGGUGCAACACUGGCACUACAGCUCAGAAACUGACCAAUGACCUGUUGCGAGGGCUGUAUGAGAGGGACUGCCUAGCAUCCCACUCCAUCUCAGGGCUGGUGUACCACAAGAGGUCUCAGACCAAACCUGCACUCCCUACUGAGGAGGUCCAGGCCAUACUGAGGACAGUUCAGUAUUUUUUUCCUGGAAAGACAGAUGUGGAAAUUAAAGGAUACAUCCGGCAGAAACUGCAGAACGAGGCGAAGAGGCUGAUGAAGAAGCCUCCACUGUUGGGUAAUAUGGAUUCCAGCUUUGACCUCCCCUGCCCCAGAACGUAGUGUUUAACAUGGAUUUUGUUGAGGAUCAAAGGUGCAAUAUCUGAUUAUGGAUAAUUGACAAAUGUAUGGAGGUAAUAUUUAACUUUUUUUUUUUUUUUUACUUCAAUGAACCAUGUUUGACUGCUGACGUUUGUGAGAGGUUGAGAUUUGAAUAGAUGAUCAUGCAGAACGCAAGUUUAUCCUCAGUUCAGUCAAACAUGAAUUCAAACUUUGCAUUCACCCUGGCCUCUGGUUGCUGUAGAUCUAGAUAAAGCAUAAUACUGUAGCAUAUGUGAACUUUAUGUCCCGAUUAUAAAUAAAUGCCAAUUGUUUUUGAAUUUUGUAUUUUUAAGAUAGUCAUUUGCAAAACAUUGGCCCUUGCAAAAUCAAUGCUGAACGAGUGUUAGCACAUUCUCAAUGCCUUUGAAAAUUAACUGUAUGAUGAGCCCCAUGAUGAGUUAGUGUUGUUUUUUUGCAAUGACAACCUGAUAGUUGAUUGGAUUGAACAAAAUAUAUCUGGAAAUUUGAAGUUUUUCCAUUAUCCUGCAUUAUCAAUAAAAUAU
Oncorhynchus tshawytscha (Chinook salmon) is the source of this 1739-nucleotide messenger RNA. RefSeq lists its product as uncharacterized. The coding region runs from base 274 to 1197 and encodes 307 amino acids. The transcript has 7 exons. NCBI's taxonomy places the organism in Eukaryota, Metazoa, Chordata, Actinopteri, Salmoniformes, Salmonidae. Gene Ontology annotation, molecular function: transcription corepressor activity; DNA binding. The record is from RefSeq and is a predicted model, not a curated record. Gene Ontology annotation, cellular component: nucleus. Gene Ontology annotation, biological process: positive regulation of neuron differentiation; negative regulation of Notch signaling pathway.